Messenger RNA from Elgaria multicarinata webbii, 1634 nucleotides. It is a transcript of the gene SIRT6, whose product is annotated as sirtuin 6. The record is from RefSeq and is a predicted model, not a curated record. Gene Ontology annotation, cellular component: nucleus. Lineage: Eukaryota; Metazoa; Chordata; Lepidosauria; Squamata; Anguidae. Gene Ontology annotation, molecular function: transcription corepressor activity; histone H3K9 deacetylase activity, NAD-dependent; NAD+ binding. The transcript has 8 exons. Gene Ontology annotation, biological process: negative regulation of transcription by RNA polymerase II. The coding region runs from base 87 to 1127 and encodes 346 amino acids.
UUAGCGAGGGAAAAGUUUAUAAAUAUAAAAAUAAAUAAAACGAGGGAGAAGAAGAAGGAGGCGGUGGUGGUAGCGGCGGCAUCAUAAUGUCGGUGAACUACGCGGCGGGGCUGUCGCCUUACUCGGACAAGGGGAAAUGCGGCCUCCCGGAGUUCGUUGACCCACCGGAGGAGCUGGAGAGCAAGAUCCGUGAGCUGGCUGACAUGAUCCGGAACGCCUCCAACGUGGUGUUUCAUACCGGAGCUGGCAUAAGUACAGCUUCAGGGAUCCCAGACUUCAGAGGCCCCAAUGGCGUCUGGACCAUGGAGGAGCAGGGGUUGCCCCCCAAGUUCGACACCACCUUUGAGAACGCGCGGCCGUCCAAGACCCAUAUGGCUCUGUUGGAGCUCCAGCGAGCUGGCAUUUUACGAUUCCUCGUCAGCCAAAAUGUGGACGGCCUUCACGUUCGUUCCGGCUUCCCAAGGGACAUGCUAGCAGAACUCCAUGGCAACAUGUUUGUGGAAGAAUGCAUGAAAUGUGGCAAGCAGUACGUGAGGGACACGGUGGUGGGCACCAUGGGCCUCAAGUCCACCGGCCGCCUGUGUGAUGUCUCCAAGCGCAGAGGGCUGCGUUCCUGCAGAGGAAAGCUGAUGGACACCAUCUUAGAUUGGGAAGAUUCACUACCGGAUCGUGACCUCAACCUGGCUAGCGAAGCCAGCAGGAGAGCCGACCUGUCCGUCACCCUGGGGACGUCGCUGCAGAUCAAGCCCAGCGGGGACCUCCCUCUGCUGACGAAGAAGAAAGGCGGGAAGCUGGUGAUCGUGAACCUGCAGCGGACGAAGCACGACAAGCACGCCGACUUGCGCCUCCAUGGCUACGUGGACGACAUCAUGACAACGCUCAUGAAGCACCUGGGCCUGGAGAUCCCCGAAUGGACCAGGCCGGUGUUGGUCGAGAGCGCGGAUCUCAGCCAGGCCAAACCCUUCGCAAAACCCGGCAUGGACUUUAAGUUCCUGAGCAAAGAGGAGCCCGUCCCACGCUGCAACGGUGUCGGGGAGCGCAGCGCUUCUCCAAAACGGGAGUCCUGCGCGCUGGACACCAACUCCGCCACAACCAAGCGGCUGAAACUGGAACCGCUCCCCACCUGAUCCAUCCGGUGUACGUGAUUGUGGCGCCUGUAUAUGUCUCGGAAACGGUUUUUGGGCGUUCGUCUUUAGAUAUGACCUUUUAAAGACUUGUCUUCCGUACCGCCCAACCAUGUUUGCGUGGGUUUCCCUCCCUGCUCCCGGAGCUUGGAAGCGCUGCUUCUGUGCUCAGUUCGACCUGUUUUGAAAGAUGCUGGCACACCGACACAUUUUCAUGAGUCAUACCAAAAAAACUGGAGGGCCAUGUGUGUUCUAGACCACGCUCUUUCCCGCCCAGCUCCAAGGAUCCGUUUGCGUGUAAUGGCCAGCUAUGGUGUGCGGUUGCAUGAACGAACCUGAAGAAGUCUUUGGUUUGCAUGACCCCCACCCUUCCAUCUCCUCUUUUAUGUGUUCUGGAAGGAAAUUGGAAGAAGCAUCUGCUUUUAAACAAACCACAGUUCCCUGUGAUGUCCAGACUCAGGAAACUGUGGUUUGUUUACAAACUAGGUUUAAUAAAUCAAGUCAGGAUAA